AUGGAUAUACCUAAUAAUGACAAUGAAACUUUAUCACAAACUAUUGUUGCUCCUGGUGAACAACAAUCAAUUGAAAUGCAAGAUGUUUGUCAAACAAAUGAUCUCGAUGAAAUUUUAAGGCGAAAUGAAAAUCGUUGUAUUCAAUUAACUGAUUCAGAUGAUAAAGAACAUGUUAAUUUUAGUUUAUCAAUGAAUCGUACAACACCUCCAACGAUAAAAACAGAUGAACUAAAAUCGACAACUCCUAAAAUGCCUGUUCGUUUAUCAUCAUCAUCAUCAAUAUCAAAUUUAAUUUCGACAAGUUCAUUAACAUCGACAUGUAAAGAACGUUCAUUAUCUUGUUCAUUUGGUGGUCGAGAAAGUAUUCUUCAAUUCAAAGGUGAACUAGCUGGUCGUGUUAUAAGACAAGUACGAGCUUUCGAACAACGUUCAUCUAAAAAUAUACAGAACUGUUCAAUUGUACCAACGAGUACAUCAACAUUAUCACUACAACAGAAAUUUGAUGAUAGUCAAACUGAAUUAACCAGUAAACCUUCAUCACGAAUAAAAUUAUUUCAUCGUCGAAUGGUACCGGGGAAGUAA
Molecule: messenger RNA, 582 nt
Organism: Rotaria socialis
Lineage: Eukaryota; Metazoa; Rotifera; Eurotatoria; Philodinida; Philodinidae
Source: the annotation of a GenBank genome assembly